AUGGAGGCUCAGCAAGAGUGGCACUUCUCGUCGCCCGACCAGUUCUGGGACCACUUUCUCGCCGCCCCGGGCGCCCUCGACCACGCCCUCCUGGCCCUCCUGUCGUCGCCCCUCUUUACCUCGCACGUCGACCGCAUGACCGACAACAUCAUCACCUCGAUCUCGCACCCCGAGGCCUCGUCGUCGACCCUCUUCAUCUCGCUCAUGCUCGUCCUCCACCUCGGCGAGGGCGCAAACCCGCUCACGACGGCCGGCGUGUGGGCCGACGCCCGCAAGCCCGGCGCAGGCGUCACCGUCGGCAGCUCCAAGGUGUAUCGCUUCAUGCGUCGACGGUGGAGAGAGGUCGUCCCCGUCCUCAUGAACCGCGUCUGGCACGCCGGCGUCGUCCACGAGGUCCUCGAGGAGGGCGUCGCGCCCGACGCCGCCGCCAAGGGCGAGGCCCUCGUCGCCAUGCCGGCCGACGGGUGGGAGGAGCGCGUCGGUACCGCAGCGACGGCCGUCCUGUACGAGCUGUGCCGCGUCCAGAAGCUCGGCCCCGAGGAACUCGCCGACUUCUCGUUCGACUUUGUCUCGCGCCUGUUCUCGCUCGUCGAGCGCACGCGCGACGUCGAGGACGAAACGUUCAACUACUCGCUCAUCAAGCUCCUCAUUGCGCUCAACGAGCAGUUCAUGAUCUCGACCGUGCCCGCCGAGCGCGACAACGGCGCCGGAAAGCUCCCGCCGCCGAUCCUGCCGACCGUCGUCAGCUCGGGCGGCAAGAAGCGCGAGCGCGGGCCCAACAUGGUCCUCGAGGUGCUCAAGGAGAAGGAGCACGAGAGCAAGACGUUCGGCGAGAACAUCAUCUUUAUCCUCAACCGAGCAGAUGGCACGCCCGACUCGCUCUGCGUCUCGCUCCUCAUCCUCAAGAUCCUGUACCUCCUCUUUACGACGUCGGGCACGCAAGAGUACUUCUACACCAACGAUCUCUGCGUCCUCGUCGACGUCUUUAUCCGCGAGCUCUACAACCUCGACGAGGAGUCCGAGGGCCUCAAGCACACGUACCUGCGCGUCCUGCACCCGCUCCUCACCAAUACCCAGCUCCGCCAUCACCCGUACAAGCGGCCCGAGCUGCGCCGGUGCCUCGAGUCGCUCGUCGCGCAGACGUACUACCGCGCGUGCGACCCGACGACGCGCCGCCUCGUCGAGCGCAACCUGCGCGCGAGCUGGUGCCAGACGCUGCGGUCGGCCGACGCGGCGCUGUCGGGCCUGAUCGGCGGGUCCAAGAGCGCGACGGGCAGCACGCUCAGCGUCGACGCCGUCGCGACGACGUGCGACGACGAGGGCGCCGUGGACCGGCCGCGGCGGCGCAAGAGCAAGGGCUCGCGCCGGCACGCGAGCGUCGACGACUCGGCCGUGUCGUACGGCGUGUCGCCGCCGAGCGUCGUCGCGCACGGCCAUGACCUGCUCGGCCCGGUCGCUGAGCGGAGCGCGACCGGCGGCGUGCCCGACGUUGUGCGGCAGAGCUCGGCGACCGCCGAGUGGACCGCCGUGGAGGAGGACCGGCAGCGCAGCUGGACGCGCUCGCCCGAGGACGAGCACCCGCCGAGCGAGCUCCCGCUGCCGGACAAGGACGUCCCGGCCUCGUCGACGGUCAUCUCGGCCGGCCACGACCUCCUGCACCCGAUCGCGGUGCGGCAUCACGGCUCGUCGUCGCCGACCCACCCUUUGCCCGCCACGACCGCUCCUACCCUCGUCACGCCGCGCCCGAGGUCGCAGUCCCUGCAUGCCUUGCACGUCCUGCACGAGCCCGUCGCGUCGCAUGGCCACUUCCGUCCCGCCCCACCUCCGCCGAGCGACUCGCCCGACCCGCACCGCCGCCGCGAGGGCUCGUUCUCGUCCCACUCGUCGCGCUCGUCCCUCCACUCGUCCCACCCGUCGCACCACUCGCACGAGCACCACGCGCACCUCCCGAGCUACCACCCUGCGCACCACCACUCGCACGCGCCCGCCGGCUCGUCGCCCAUGUCGUCCUCGGCCACGGCCGCCGCUCGACGUCGUCGCCCGCCACCGCCGCCGUCGCAUCACGCACACCAGCUCGAUGGCGACGGCCCAGGUAGCGCGCAGACGAGCCGGCCGCAGACGCCGCACGACGCGCCGCCGUCGCCCGUCUCGGGGCCUGCGCACCUCGGCGCGAGCACGGGCACGAGGCGCAGGGCGCCGCCGCCGCCUGGUGCGGGUGGGAGGGGGAGCCCUCGAGCCGGUGGUCCAGGAGACCGGGAGGAGGACGUUCGGCGAGGCGUCGAGGCGCUCGCCGUUUCCUGAGCCCGACUUCCUCCUUCUCCCCUUUCCCCGUCUCCCUCCCUCCUCGAUUCUCGCCCCCUUCCUUUCGUUGGCUCUCGCCCGUCGUACAGAGUCGUCUCAUCGUUGUCGCCUUUCAAUACACCGCAUCUCGUCGUCGUC
This is a messenger RNA of Rhodotorula graminis WP1, 2439 nucleotides long. RefSeq lists its product as uncharacterized. Lineage: Eukaryota; Fungi; Basidiomycota; Microbotryomycetes; Sporidiobolales; Sporidiobolaceae. The coding region runs from base 1 to 2301 and encodes 766 amino acids. Gene Ontology annotation, biological process: actin cortical patch localization; endocytosis; actin cortical patch assembly. The transcript has 5 exons. The record is from RefSeq and is a predicted model, not a curated record. Gene Ontology annotation, molecular function: Arp2/3 complex binding. Gene Ontology annotation, cellular component: actin cortical patch.